GGAGCAGAUGUCGAGGGAUGGAGAGAUGCCCAGCGAAGUACAGUAGCUGCAGCACGAGAGGCAGAAGCGCCGAAAAGCUCUGCGUUACACUGCAGCUUACAAAGUUUCCCUCAAGCCCUCUUCCUUUGGCCCUGGAAAGAAGUGGGACAGGCAAGGACUUCCCCAUGUCGCCCAGCUCUCGUUGCUGCGGGACGGUGAAGACCUAAAGGAAGCCUGGAGGCGCCCCCGCGACACCUUUUCCCUCCCUCACGAGUGAGUGCGGCUGCCUUUCAAGGAGGAAGGCUAGAAGAGAAGUCUGGUCAGCAGUUGCAUCCUAUCAAACAAGGAAAGGAAGGAGAUUCUUAUUCACCAGAACAAGAAAAAGGUUUAAUAGCUUUUGGAAUGUAAUGAAGUAGAGCAGUGCCUGGCAGAGACAUUCUCCAGCAGGGACCAAAGCCAAAGUUGAAGCUUGUGAGGAACGAGGUCUUGAAUCCAGACACCCAUAGUGACCUGGGGUUAAUCCAGUCUCAUGCCAAUGUAAUCUAAACCACUUGCAUCAGGUACUUUCUCUUCAAUGGGGAGAUGCCGGACAGCUGGAAUUCAUCCAUGGACAGUGUAGAAACACGAACUGCAGCCGUUAUUGUGCCGGUGGUCUUCUCUCUCAUCUUUCUUGUGGGUACGAUUGGGAAUGGCCUGGUGCUUGCUGUGCUGUUACGCAAUGGUCAGGUGAAAUAUAAUACUACCAACCUCUUCAUCCUCAACCUGGCUGUGGCAGACCUCUGCUUCAUCAUCUUCUGCGUCCCUUUCCAGGCCACCAUCUACACCUUGGAUGGAUGGCUUUUCGGGGCCUUUGCCUGCAAAGCCGUGCAUUUCCUCAUCUACCUCACCAUGUAUGCCAGCAGUUUUACCCUGGCCACCGUUUCUGUGGACAGGUAUCUGGCUAUUCGAUAUCCACUGAAAUCACGGGAUCUCCGUACCUCUCGGAAUGCAGCUCUUGCCCUUUUCAUGAUUUGGACCUUGUCACUGCUGUUCGCAGGACCAUAUCUCAGCUACUAUCAAAUAGUGCACUACCAGGAAGAGCCCAUUUGUGUCCCUAUUUGGGAGGACCAACGGCGUAAGAUCUUAGACAUCCUCACCUUUGUAUUUGGCUACAUCCUCCCUGUCUUUGUGGUCAGCCUGGCUUAUGCGAGGACUAUUAAAUUCCUCUGGACUGCUGUAGAUCCCAUUGAGAGGAUCUCAGAGUCCCGUAAGGCCAAACGCAGGGUCACCAAGAUGAUUAUUGCAGUGGCUGUCCUCUUCUGCCUCUGCUGGCUGCCCCAUCACCUAGUGAUCUUGUGCUUCUGGUUUGGCUAUUUCCCCUUCAAUCGGGCCACCUACGCCUGCCGCUUGGCUUCUCAUUGCCUCUCAUAUGCCAAUUCCUGCCUGAACCCAAUUGUUUAUGCUCUCAUCUCCAAGCACUUCCGUAAGAGGUUCAAGCAAGUCUUCACCUGUGUCCUGGUCCAGGACAAGAAUAGAAAGAAGCGAGGUGGCAACAAGGUGCACAUAGCCAACAUCACCAAUGGUUUAGCCAACCACACAGCAGGUUUCUAUGGAGGGAACACUGAGGUAACCCAGCUUCAUGAAGAAAACAUCCGAUGCUACCAAGGCCUACUGCUGAGAGAAGCUGAAGGGGUCCUUCCUGAGGCCUGGCCUCAUCAGUUAAAAGACACUGCCAUCUCUGAACAGAAGGGGCUGAUGGAUGAAGAAGAUUGUGGAACAACUGAUAAUAAUGUGCUGGCUAUGACACCACGCUGAGGGAUCUAACCUUUUAAAUAACCAUAACAGGAUAUAUAAACAAAGAGUCAGCAUCUCUCAGCAUGACAGUCACAUUCACAGGGCCAGCCCUAACAUUGGUGUGAAAGGAUAUCCACACUAGCAUAAAGAUUUGAUAUAUAGAUCUUUAGUGGCACAGUUUAGAUUUGAAAAAGAGAGACCAUGACAGCAUAUGUUUCUAGUUAGAACAAGCCAUCCUUCCUCUUUAAGAGCUGCUACACUCCUUUCCUGCCCAGCGGCAGGGCAUACAUUCUUUUUGGCAUACUUGCUGUUUAGCUGGGAGAUAGCAGCCUUCAGCAGCUAUAACUUCCAACUGCUAUUGUGGCUGUAAUGAGGUGAGAAUGAGGGAAGGGAAGCAGGAAAGGGAGAGAAAAAAAUGACACCAACAGGGAAAGAGAAAUAAUGUGUUUUUUUUAAUCAUUUCCCCUGACCCUCCUGAUCAUGGGAAAUGCUUAAUUGACAGCUGAUUGGACUACAAGAGGACAUGGGCAGUUUAUUUAUUUAUUUAUUUAGAUUUAUACCCCACCCAUUCAGUAAGCAUGCCACUACUCUGGUGUUCAACAGGGGUCAGACAGGAGGAGCCUGCUGAAUGCCACAUCGCCCCUUCCCCUAACCUCAGCACAUGCUUUGUAGCCCGAUCCACCCCAUACUCAAAGCAGCCAGCCUGAACGGGCUGUGAGGCAAAUGUCACAGGAGGUAGAUGAUAGAAGAAAACUGUAGUAGCCCCUGGAAUCUACUUCAUGAGCUUUCCAUCUAUCCCCCUCAGUUGGAUAGCAGUAAAGCAUAAGCCAUGCCUGUCCUCUGCUAUCUAAAUUAGUUUAUUGUCUGAGGUCUGGUGCAGGAUUCCACCCUGUCAGCUGCUGCAUGCACAAUAGGGAAGGAGAGCCCCAUGUCCUUUACACUAGGCAGCAAAAUAUUUUUGGCAGGCCCUGCUGACCUUAGGGGUCAGUUGGUGGGAAAAGGGUAUUUCCUCAAUACAGUAUUCCCAAAUGACUCAAAAUUCAUCAGUGAGAAAGUCAACCUUUGCCAGCAGAAGCUUCAGUGUAAUUGUUCCAGUUAUAUCCUGUUCUUGCAGCAGUGAACCAAUACAUGAAAUUUCCAAAAGGCUGUGGCAUAGGACUAGUGCAGAAACAAAGCGUGUGUCCGGGUGUACAUAUCAACAGUUCUGAGGAUUCCUGUCUCUAUUCCAUCCUCCGGCGUUCACUCUUGUAAUGAUACAUGUACUGUCUCAAGCUUGCGUCCUUAGGUUAACCCUUCCAUUUAACCCAUACUUCAGUAAAUUAGAGUGGGUGUUUGGAUUGUUCCCCUCCCUCAUUAAACUACAUGUUUAUUGUAUCAAAGCAUGAGCUGGAGUUUUUAAAAGGGCUUUUUAUGCUAUUUCAAACACUUUUAAAUGUCUCAGAGAAGGGAGGACACUGCCAUUUGGACCGACACAAGGGACGAGAGUGCUGUACAUGUUUGAUAUCUGCUGAAUACCAGAGUGGGCUGUUGAAGUAUGACAAUGUGUUGCUCUGUUUACAUGGGGUUUACCCUAUUACUCAGUGCUAGAGGGCUCAAGUUCACAACUGUCUGCCAGCAAUGAACCUGAACAUUUAAUCACCAUAUGUGGGGCUGUAGGGGAGUGGUAGCAUCCUGAGCUAUGGGAAAGAAAAUGCAUCUUCCCACUUCAGUGUUGAUGUGCUGUGUAGCAGGAGAUCACAGUACCUCAGGCAAUGCAGCUGUUUCUAUUUUGAUGAUUUCCACAUUGUUGCUGCCAUAUCAUAGGGAGAUUUUUGCCCCUCUGUUGUCCCAAUCAGCUUAGCUAUUUUUUAAAAAUAAAAUAUAUAGAUUUCAGCAACAUUGUCUGCACCGUCUCUUUCAACCAUCCCAAUGAUGGAGAAAGCUAGAGCUUGGUCUCACCACAGGACUUCCACAUUGCUAAAUUGCUGCUGAUCAUUUGCAACUGCUAUCUCAGGCAAUUUGCAGCCAUCUUAAGCCAGCUGGCUAGCUUGAUGGGUUAGGUAUGUGGCUGUGGA
Molecule: messenger RNA, 3806 nt
Organism: Pogona vitticeps (central bearded dragon)
Lineage: Eukaryota; Metazoa; Chordata; Lepidosauria; Squamata; Agamidae
Source: RefSeq, a predicted model, not a curated record